UAUGAGGAUCAACGUAACGGCCUGUACCACUGCAGCUACGACGGCACUAAACAUUACUUCUACAUCAAAGCUACAGUGUGUGAGAACUGUUACGAUCUGGAUAAAACUCUGGCGACGGGGGUGAUGAUCGGAGACGUUAUCUUCACGCUGGGCGUCGUCUUAAUCGUUUACCUCUGCGCUCAGAAUAAAGCUGGAAAAGCUGCUCCUCAGAGAGCUAAACAAGCGCGUUCACAAGGGAAAGGUCCUGCAGUUCCCGAGCCGGAUUAUCAGCCUCUAAACCCGGGAACGCGCUCCAACGAUGUGUACGCUUCAGCAAAUCACGCCGUCUGAGGAUCCAUCCACUGAGCUUCAACAUCAACAAGAGCUUCAGAUUAGAACAGGAUGCACGUACUGAUCAUAUUUAACA
Molecule: messenger RNA, 406 nt
Organism: Trichomycterus rosablanca
Lineage: Eukaryota; Metazoa; Chordata; Actinopteri; Siluriformes; Trichomycteridae
Product: T-cell surface glycoprotein CD3 epsilon chain-like
Exons: 4
Biological process (GO): positive thymic T cell selection; cell surface receptor signaling pathway
Cellular component (GO): external side of plasma membrane; alpha-beta T cell receptor complex
Molecular function (GO): transmembrane signaling receptor activity
Source: RefSeq, a predicted model, not a curated record